AUGAAGUAUAUCACAAUUUACAACAUAUUAGGAAUAAUUAUAGCACUAACUGCACUCACAACUAGUUACUUAUAUUAUUUUACAAAUAGAAAAAUGUAUCUACUAAUAUCAGCACUUUUCCAAUCUUUUUUUCUUUUAGAAAUAUUAAAUAUUAAGUUACACAGAAGUAAUGCUAGAUACAAACCUACGGUAAUACAACUAUUUUUUAGAAUGUUUAUUAUUUGGAUUGUUUUUUAUUUUUAUGAAUGUACUACUAAUUUUUUCUGUGUAGUUACAUUUACUUGGUAUUUUACUGAUUGUAUAAGAUAUUUGUAUUAUUUAACUAGAAACACAUAUGUUAAAUUUUUAAGAUACAACUUAUUUAUUAUUUUUUAUCCAAUAAGUAUUUACAUAGAAUUUCAAUCAAUGUUUAAUGUUCUAACAAAACUAAAAGGAAUAUUUAAAUAUUUAUUUCUUUCAUUUAUAAUUUUAUACAUUCCUUGUAUUAUCUUUUUAAUAUUACACAUGUUUAAGCAGAGAAAGUGGGCUAAUAAGAAGCACAUAAAAUCUUUGUAA
Molecule: messenger RNA, 555 nt
Organism: Vairimorpha ceranae
Lineage: Eukaryota; Fungi; Microsporidia; Nosematidae
Product: protein tyrosine phosphatase-like protein
Exons: 1
Coding region: 1-555 (184 amino acids)
Biological process (GO): fatty acid elongation; sphingolipid biosynthetic process; very long-chain fatty acid biosynthetic process
Cellular component (GO): endoplasmic reticulum membrane
Molecular function (GO): 3-hydroxyacyl-CoA dehydratase activity
Source: RefSeq, a predicted model, not a curated record